Messenger RNA from Syngnathus acus (greater pipefish), 741 nucleotides. Its product is annotated as lithostathine-1-alpha-like. The coding region runs from base 53 to 556 and encodes 167 amino acids. The transcript is spliced from 7 exons. NCBI's taxonomy places the organism in Eukaryota, Metazoa, Chordata, Actinopteri, Syngnathiformes, Syngnathidae. Gene Ontology annotation, molecular function: signaling receptor activity. The record is from RefSeq and is a predicted model, not a curated record.
AUAAAAGGGAUCGCCAUUGGCAUCGUCAGUAUCAAACAUCACAACUGCAAAGAUGGCAUUUGCUCUACGCUCGUUGUUCCUCCUUUGUGGGAUUAGUGGACUGCUGACUGGGGUUUGGUCUUUCCCUGCAAAAGAUACUGCCAACGUCAACUGCCCUGCAGGCUGGACUCAGUUGGACUGUUCCUGUUACAUUUACCAAGACGAAGCAAGGAACUUUGCAGAUGGAGAGGCCGUGUGCAACAUUCUUGGUGGAAAUCUGGUCUCCAUUCAUAAUGCCCUGGAAAACGCAAUUGUUCAACAAUUGAUUGCUGCAGAGGAUACCGAUCCUGGCACUCCUAACCUUGCCUGGAUUGGACUUCAUGAUUCAAUUGAGGAUGGUGACUACAUUUGGACUGAUGGCACAGUUGAGAAUUUCCGCAACUUUGGUUCAGGGGAGCCCAAUAGCAGUAAUGGUGAUUGUGUACGGAUGGAUGAGACGACUGGACUUUGGGAAACGGGUGACUGUCCAAUCGAAGACGAAUAUGUUUGCAUCCAGGAGGCACACCAUUUCUACUAAUAAUUACUCAUUUUACCAUGAUCUGUUCCUGAAAUCAUGAUGAGGCAAUAUCAAUCUUUUUUGGUGUCUGUAUUUUUUGGGUUUACUCUCAAAUUUAUUUUCCUUUCCUAUUCCUUUAAGUAUUGCUGACAACAAAUGUGUACUCAAAUGUGUCAAGUACAUAAAGGAAUCUGUCUGCAUCAAAA